GUCUCUGAACACUGUUUUCGCGGGUUCAACUUAGUUUGAAUUGUAAAACAGCUGAUUCCAGUCCUUUUUCAUUCAGUUGGCGCGAAACUUCCCUCAAUCAAACGAAAUCAUCAUGUCUGGCCGAGGAAAAGGAGGAAAGGUGAAGGGGAAGGCAAAGUCUAGAUCUAGUCGUGCCGGACUUCAGUUCCCAGUUGGAAGAAUUCACAGGUUAUUGAGGAAAGGAAACUAUGCUGAGAGAGUAGGGGCUGGAGCACCAGUUUAUAUGGCUGCUGUCAUGGAGUACCUAGCCGCAGAGGUUCUUGAGCUGGCCGGGAACGCGGCCCGUGACAACAAGAAGACUAGGAUUAUCCCUCGACACCUCCAGCUCGCCAUCAGGAACGACGAGGAGUUAAACAAACUUCUCUCCGGCGUUACUAUCGCCCAGGGCGGAGUUUUGCCGAAUAUCCAGUCCGUCCUUCUACCCAAGAAGAGCCAGGGUGCCGGGGGCAAGAGCACAACCCAGAGCCAAGAGUUCUAAUUCUGACCCGUCCAGUGGUGAUCUCAAUUUGAAAGUACUUCAAAUAUAAGCUUUAUACAAAUAUUAUCAAUACAUUCUCUAAUAGACAA
Messenger RNA from Eurytemora carolleeae, 606 nucleotides. Its product is annotated as histone H2A. Gene Ontology annotation, cellular component: nucleosome. The record is from RefSeq and is a predicted model, not a curated record. Gene Ontology annotation, molecular function: protein heterodimerization activity; DNA binding; structural constituent of chromatin. NCBI's taxonomy places the organism in Eukaryota, Metazoa, Arthropoda, Copepoda, Calanoida, Temoridae. The transcript is spliced from 4 exons. The coding region runs from base 113 to 517 and encodes 134 amino acids.